This is a messenger RNA of Girardinichthys multiradiatus, 5085 nucleotides long. RefSeq names its product desmoglein-2-like. The coding region runs from base 108 to 4568 and encodes 1486 amino acids. The record is from RefSeq and is a predicted model, not a curated record. Gene Ontology annotation, cellular component: desmosome; plasma membrane. Gene Ontology annotation, biological process: homophilic cell-cell adhesion. Lineage: Eukaryota; Metazoa; Chordata; Actinopteri; Cyprinodontiformes; Goodeidae. Gene Ontology annotation, molecular function: calcium ion binding. The transcript has 19 exons.
UCACUCCUAGUUAAAGUCUCCUUCCUAAAUCUGAUCGGAGCAGACGAGCAACAAGCCCAUCUGGACUCCGUGGGUUUACUGAAACCACUGGACUUCAUCCGGUUAUCAUGAUUCAAUUGUCCUGGUUUUUGUUGGGGUCACUUUUGUUUGGGCUUCAGGCUGCUGUGGUGAUAAGAGCUCAUUCUGGAGUUAAUCUGGUGCGACAUAAAAGAGACUGGAUUUCCCCUCCAAAAUCUUUGAAGGAAAAUGUUGACUACACUCAACUGGAGUCUAUUGCCAAGAUCCGUUCAGACCAACAAGCUGGAACAACGGUUCUCUACUCCUUAGAAGGUAUUGGAGCAAACCAGCAUCCUUUUCAUGUGUUUGUGGUUGACGCUCAUACUGGAAACGUUCGAGUGACCAGAAAGCUUGACAGGGAGCAGAUUGACAAGUACCAGCUUGAAGGUUUUGCUAAAUUCCCAAAUGGCACUGAAGCAGAGAAAAAAAUCGACCUCGAAAUUAAGGUUAUUGAUGAGAAUGACAAUCCUCCGAUCUUUGAUUCAUCACUGCUGAGAGCUUCGGUGGACGAGAACAGUGCUGCAGAGACGUCAGUUACAAUAAUCAAAGCCACUGAUGCAGAUGAACCAGGGACGAACAAUUCUAAGAUCGCCUACUCCAUCAUAGAUCAGAAACCCCACCACUAUUUCGGCAUUACCAAGGAUGGCGUGAUCUUUGUUCAGAAUGCUAUGUUGGACAGAGAAGAAGAAGACACAUAUAUUCUAACAGUGACUGGUAAAGAUCUAUAUGGUGCAGAAGGGGGAAACAUUGCAACAGGAACUGUUACUAUCACCAUCCUUGAUGUGAAUGACAAUUUUCCAACUUUGGAAAAACCAGAUUAUGACGGAACAAUUGAGGAGAACACAUUUGGUGUUGAGGUGAUGAGGAUCAAAGCACAGGAUCUGGACCUUAAGAACACAGACAACUGGGAAGCGGUUUUUGACAUAGUCAAAGGCAAUGAGGCCGGAUAUUUCAGUAUAAAAACUGAUCCCCGGACCAACGAGGGCAUCCUAAUGCUUGAGAAGCCUGUGGACUACGAGGAUAUGAAAAACCUGGAACUAGGGCUAGCAGUGCGGAACAAGGCUCCACAGUUUGAUGGAUCAGGCUCAAAUGGAGCUAGUAUAGGUUUUGGAGGAGGGGCCGGAGGGGCCACUGGUGCCAGCGGUGCCAGUGGUGCCAGCGGUGCCAGUGGUGCCAGUGGUGCCAGUGGUGCCAGCGGUGCCAGUGGUGCCAGUGGUGCCAGUGGUGCCAGCGGUGCCAGUGGCGCGGGUGGUGCCAGCGGAACAACAUUUAAAACCUACCCAAUCAAAAUCGCUGUAAAGAACCAGCCAGAAGGACCACAGUUUGAUCAAGCAGUUAAAGCUAUUCCUGUCAUAGAAGGAGGCGAUAUUGUUAAUAAAGUGAUUGGCCGUUAUCCUGCAACAGAUAAAGACACUGGGAAACCAGCGGAGAAUGUCAGAUAUGUAAAAGGCUCAGACCCUCAUAACUGGUUUACAGUUGACCCCGAGACAGCUGAGAUCAAACUGAACAAGAUACCUGACAGGGAGUCUCCAUUUCUGGUCAAUGGGACAUAUACGGCUAAAAUACUCUGCAUCACAAAAGACAUGCCAGCUAAAACGGCUACUGGAACUAUAGCCAUCCAGGUAGAGGAUUUUAAUGACAACUGCCCCAUGCUGACCAGUGACUUCCAGUCUAUGUGCACAUCAAAGGACAGUGUCAUUGUCAAUGCUAAAGAUGAAGAUCAACAUCCUAAUGGAGCACCUUUUGAAUUUACCAUUGUCUCAGAGGACAGAAGGGGAAAUUGGCAAGUGGAGCACUACAAUGAGUCUGUCCACACAUAUGACGGAACAAUUGAGGAGAACACAUUUGGUGUUGAGGUGAUGAGGAUCAAAGCACAGGAUCUGGACCUUAAGAACACAGACAACUGGGAAGCGGUUUUUGACAUAGUCAAAGGCAAUGAGGCCGGAUAUUUCAGUAUAAAAACUGAUCCCCGGACCAACGAGGGCAUCCUAAUGCUUGAGAAGCCUGUGGACUACGAGGAUAUGAAAAACCUGGAACUAGGGCUAGCAGUGCGGAACAAGGCUCCACAGUUUGAUGGAUCAGGCUCAAAUGGAGCUAGUAUAGGUUUUGGAGGAGGGGCCGGAGGGGCCACUGGUGCCAGCGGUGCCAGUGGUGCCAGCGGUGCCAGUGGUGCCAGUGGUGCCAGUGGUGCCAGCGGUGCCAGUGGUGCCAGUGGUGCCAGUGGUGCCAGCGGUGCCAGUGGCGCGGGUGGUGCCAGCGGAACAACAUUUAAAACCUACCCAAUCAAAAUCGCUGUAAAGAACCAGCCAGAAGGACCACAGUUUGAUCAAGCAGUUAAAGCUAUUCCUGUCAUAGAAGGAGGCGAUAUUGUUAAUAAAGUGAUUGGCCGUUAUCCUGCAACAGAUAAAGACACUGGGAAACCAGCGGAGAAUGUCAGAUAUGUAAAAGGCUCAGACCCUCAUAACUGGUUUACAGUUGACCCCGAGACAGCUGAGAUCAAACUGAACAAGAUACCUGACAGGGAGUCUCCAUUUCUGGUCAAUGGGACAUAUACGGCUAAAAUACUCUGCAUCACAAAAGACAUGCCAGCUAAAACGGCUACUGGAACUAUAGCCAUCCAGGUAGAGGAUUUUAAUGACAACUGCCCCAUGCUGACCAGUGACUUCCAGUCUAUGUGCACAUCAAAGGACAGUGUCAUUGUCAAUGCUAAAGAUGAAGAUCAACAUCCUAAUGGAGCACCUUUUGAAUUUACCAUUGUCUCAGAGGACAGAAGGGGAAAUUGGCAAGUGGAGCACUACAAUGAGACUGCAGCUAUUGUGAGGGCGCAGGAGGAGAUGUGGCCUGGUGUCUACAACCUGCUGUUUGUGGUGAAAGACCAACAGGGACUUGCCUGUCCAAAACCACAAAAAAUGACAGUCCAUGUCUGUGUCUGUGAGGAUGGAGUUGUCUGUGCAAAACGAGAUUCCAGCAGUCAAUUUGAGCGAAACACAGAGUUAGGAGCUGCAGCCAUCGGACUUUUUUUUCUGGGACUGAUGCUUUUAAUAGUCAUUCCGCUUCUGGUGUUCGUUUGCAAAUGUGGAGGAGCUGCAAAAUAUACCGACCUCUUUACUGAUAUGCCUUUUCCCACAAAGACACAUCUCAUUAAUUACCACACUGAGGGCCUUGGAGACAAUGUGGAGGUUCCUUUGUUGAAUGUGCCACCUCCGGGGAUUACUGGCAUAGCUCAAAGUCCUAUAGGAAUGAUAUAUGGGGGGGGAUUGGAAGUGCAGCAAUCUGUUGAUUCCAUGAAUGCGGGCAUGUUACAAGGUUUUUCUUCAAGUGGCCACAAAGAAGGAAUGUGGGGGAUGAACCAGUGGGUGAGCAGUGCCUUCAACUCAGAGUCUGGAGGCAGAGAGUCAAGAGGAGGAGGAGGAUUUCUUAGUGGCAUGGCCUUGCCAGAAAACUUCCUGAAUAAAUACUACAACAUGGUGACCAGUGGAGAUGAUGGCAAACUUGGGUUAAAAGAUGGCCUGUUGGUGUAUGACUAUGAAGGCCAGGGCUCCUCCGCUGGUUCUGUUGGCUGCUGUAGCACUUUGGAAUCAGACACUGAUCUGCAUUUCCUUGAUGAUCUUGGAAUAAGGUUUAAAACACUUGCUGAGAUAUGUGAAGGCAAAACAAUCCAAACUGAGAUUACACAGGUGGACACUCCUCGACCUAAUGCUCCUGUAAACAAGAUUCAAAUGUCAGAGCCAAAUUUGGUGACAAGCCAAGAGAUGUAUUAUUCAUCUAAAAUACAACCGGCUAACUCCAGAACCGAGCAGACUUUAGUCAAUGAAACAACUGAGCAUUCUAAAAUAAGGGAUAACAAGGCCGCAGUAAGGAAAGGGAUGACCACAGUGCAAACAGAGAUGGCACAUCAGAACCAGAUGUUAGUUUUAAACCAAGAGCAGCCUGUCUACUUCACCACGACACCUGUGCUGCAGCCCAUGCACUAUGUUGUUCAGCAGCCCCUUCAGAAUGCCAUGAUGGUAGCUGAGGCACCUAUCCCCAAUCUUCAGCCCAUGGUAGUGUUUAAUGGCACUGACAUUGGGUCCUCACAGGUUAUUGUUCAAGGGCAGACAAUGAUGCCCAAUGCACAACUCCAGAGCCUUGGGACUGUGCUGGUGGACAGCAGGGAGAUCCAAGGAACUAGUGGAAACUUGGUCUCUGGGUCCCAAAAUAUGAUGUUUCUUAAAGGCAAGGUCCCAGCAGGAUCACUGAAAGUAUUAAGUGGGAACCAGGCUACCCUCAUUCAGGGUGGUACUAUACUAAAUGAGCAGUCAGAGUCUCAGACAAUCAUGAAUAUUGGGGAAUCAAACACCAGAGGGCAUCAGCUUCUGGAAGGAAGAGGUGUCUUCCAAAACACUGAAUCUGAGUCUGGGAUUCAAAUAGUUCAUGACAUCAGUGGUGGUGCAUAUAGUGGCUCUCAGGGUAGCACCUCUUUCAACAUACUUAGCAAAGCCCCCACCAUUCAAAACACUCUGCAGAAGUAAUAAGAAAUUAACUUAAAUAUUUUGCCUGUAAAGUGGUCAACAUACACCACUAAUGUGGUCUACGCUGAUGGGAGCUUAUUGUUGUCAAAAGUUGAAAUGUAAUAAAACAAAAUAGAAGGUUAGAAGGUUCUACCAUGGCCCUGGGGUUCUCCUGACUUAAAGAAGAUAUAAACAACAACCCAUAAAGAAAUGGCUUUUCUCACCAGUGUCAACAAAGUUAAAAAUCAGCAGUCUAUAAAAUGUCCAAACCUGAUGUCAUAUGCAACAAAUGCUGAUGUUCAAACUUUUACUUCAUGCAAUUUUCUUUUUGCAUUUUCAGCUUUUGAAAUGUAAAAGCAAAACCACAAUCUUACCGAAACUCUUGAAAUAGUGUGUGGAAAUUUAAAGUUAGGUCAAAAUGGAACGUCAGGCACAAAUUCAAUUCGGUUUUCAAUUAAAUCAAUUCAUACAGAUUUUCAUACAGAUUGGCAUUGAGUGUAAAGACAUAGCAAUAUUUUCUCGUAACCCUGUACUGUCU